Messenger RNA from Closterium sp. Naga37s-1, 414 nucleotides. The record is from the annotation of a GenBank genome assembly. Lineage: Eukaryota; Viridiplantae; Streptophyta; Zygnematophyceae; Desmidiales; Closteriaceae.
AUGGGAACAAGACUCCUACCCUUGGUCGACCUUGCCCAGAUCUCUCUUCGUGUGCGAUUUCAGAACUAUGCGCCAGGGGUUACUCUUCCUCGACUGGCCAUUCUCUCAUUCUGGAAAAUUUCUCCCAUUUUACUCUCUCAGAUCGACAGUUUCCCUCUCAGCUUACUUAGUUUUUUGUGUUGGCCCGGUGAUGUGUUCUAUCCUUCGACGAUCGAUCUGUUAGUCUCCAGGUUUGCUUUCGAAGAGAUCCGCUGUUUUCCAAAUAUCUACUCGUACUCUUUUUGCCCGGUUUGCUUUCGAAGAGAUCCGCUGUUUUCCAAAUAUCUACUCGUACUCUUUUUGCCCGGUGUGCAGAAGGUUGCUGAGAAGGGUCCCCUCUGCCAGGCCGCAUCUGCAUGUAGGGGCUGUAGUUAG